AUGAUCUGGAAGAAUCGAUUGACAACAAUAUGGCUUCUACAAACUGUCUUUAUAGCCCUUUUACAAGCUAAAAUCCAGCCGCCUCCCGUCGAAUUCGCGUCAAUGUGUCGAUCAUUACCGCGAGCGUCUUUUCUGCAAGCGCAACAUGUAGACCUUGUUUGUGACCACUUCGCCCAUUGGCACCAUGAUCGGGAUCACAGUUUGAUGACGGGGAAAGCGGCCAUUGAUGAGGCCACUUACAAGCAGAAGGAAUAUUUGAAGGAUUUGGAGAGUUGCACGAGGUCGGAUUGCUCCAAAAACGCCCGAAAGAAGCGAGCCACCGGUAAAAAUAUUCGAAAAGAGAUCCGAAUGAUGAGUCCUGAGGAGAGGAGCCGGUUGUUUGAAGCCAUGGGAAAGCUGAAGAGCCGAAUGGUGGACAAUAUCACUGCGUGGGAUCUUCACACCCUCGUUCACUACCCGGAUUCUGCACCAGGCGCCCACUGGGGCCCGGCCUUCCUCCCGUGGCAUCGUGAAUUCCUCCGUCAAUUCGAGGUGGCCCUCCAGAGAGAAGUACCUGGAGUAGCAAUGGCAUAUUGGGAUUCAACCCUCGAUCAAGGACUACCAGAUCCAGCCGAUAGUGUUUUGUGGACGGAAAUGUUGUUGGGCAAUGGAAAUGGUUACGUGAAAACGGGCCCUUUCAAAGAAUGGGACACCAACGUUCUGAUGCCACUCAGCCAGGUGCCCGUCAAGAAGCUUUAUCGAAUGACGGGCGGCCGUGCCCAGGAUCGACUAAUGUCCCCAAAAGAUGUCGACUGGAUUCUGUCGCGGAAGAAGUUUGAAAAUCUCGUUUUCUGCCAUGAUUCGACUUUUGAAAGUAUCCACGGCCUCUCGCAUGCGUGGGUUGGCGGAUUUAUGUUUGUUAUCAGGGUGUCUCCAAACGACCCGGCAUUCUACAUGCACCACGCAUUCAUCGACAAUUUAUGGGAACAAUUCCGACAUCGAAGGCAGAAUAGAUGGCAGAGGGAAAAUGAUUGGAGUCAUAACCCGUGCAGCAAGAAUCAAGAAGCCUACGGGCAGAUGAAGCCUUUUUCGAUCAAGAAUCGCGAUGGACUCUCCAAUAAUUAUACCGAUUUAUGGUACGAAUACGAGCCGGUGGUGCACUGCAGUGAAUCGCGCGAAUAUUGUGACGGGCCGUAUUUGUGGUGUGAUAAGGGCAGCUGGCGUUGCCGAUCAAAAAUCGUGAAAGGCGGGAAUUGCACGGGGUUCGAGGAGACGUCUAUUUGUUAUCAAUCUGUCUGCCAGAGGGGCGUCUGCCAGCCGUAUCCGGAUUCAGCGCCUCGUCGCGAAGAUUUGGAGCAGAAUAUCAUCCUGCCAAAAUUGGAUACAUUAUCCCUGCCAGGGCCUUGGGUGCCCCCAUUGGCACGAAAUAGAAGGCCUGGAGAGACAGUAUGGGCAAAGACUGUAUUCCUCGACACAAAUGCACAUCCGCUGAAGGAUACCAUGGCCACCGUCUCGGUUGUCGAUGAAGCGGUGGGGGACAACUACACGAGCUAUAUAGAAAUGUUGACAUCGUUCCCUGAGAUUCCGGGUACCCUGUACAUGCCGCUCCUCAAGCCCCAUCCGGGUGUUGUCCAUCGUCUAGCCCUCGUGGCAAGGGAUGGAUACGGUAGAUUGUGCCAAGCGCAUUGCUACAACGAAACGAUUGAGAGAUAUCAGGUUUGCGAUCCCAGGAUCUCUUUGGCGAUGCGUGGCGAUGAAUCAGCCCCUCUAUCCUAUACACACUCCAAACAGAAUCGACGAUACUUGGAUACAGAUCUGUCCGUCCAUCCAAUGCAAAUACGACCCACUCUACCAUUUAUGAUGUUUGCGUGCACCAGAAAGGUGUUAACAUCAGCGCAAUUGGGAGCAGUCGGAGAAGAACUUCACCCCACGGCCCCCACCUCUCCAAUGAUAUGGUUUCGGGUGGCCAUUCACAGGAGCGAGAGGAGGAAUUUGGAGGUGGAAGUCCAGCAAUUAGAUGAAUGGCGGGAACCAUGGUUUUCUACCGUAGCCCAGGCGGCCAGCCCAUUCGAUCCGACCAUCAUUUUUGCUCAGGCCCCCAAUCCGUCGCAUUCCUCCUCGGGCAGUGUCCGGCUGAUGGUGAAUCUUUUCGAAGACAACGAGAGAAUACAAUGUCCGGCCAAGUGUACACUGGAUGAUGGAUCUCUGAUUGAUUGUGAUGGACAGCUCGAAUUAUCGAUUGAUCCGAAUCGUGGGGAUGAACCGGUGUGGACCGGCGAUGCAGAUGCGCUUCCGGUGCUUGGCUGGGAUAUGCGUGGCCAUCCGACUAGAUGGCGCCAUCGAAUGCCAUAUCUAACGUAUUACUGC
Molecule: messenger RNA, 2346 nt
Organism: Mesorhabditis spiculigera
Lineage: Eukaryota; Metazoa; Nematoda; Chromadorea; Rhabditida; Rhabditidae
Source: the annotation of a GenBank genome assembly